Nannochloropsis gaditana CCMP526 is the source of this 602-nucleotide messenger RNA. RefSeq names its product 20S proteasome subunit beta 1 (gene PSMB6). The record is from RefSeq and is a predicted model, not a curated record. The transcript has 5 exons. Gene Ontology annotation, molecular function: threonine-type endopeptidase activity. Gene Ontology annotation, cellular component: proteasome core complex. The annotation marks the transcript as partial.
AAAACUACAGAAGCCGAGCCUUCUGACCAAAAAUGGCAAUGCCAAGUACAAGUCUGGAACAUUCAAUGGGCCUGAAACCUGGCGAAGUCGCGACUGGGACCACGAUCAUGGCCGUCGAAUUUGACGGAGGCGUGGUCCUAGGAGCCGAUUCCCGCACAUCCACAGGAACUUACGUGGCCAAUCGUGUGAGUGACAAGCUAACCGCCUUGCACCACCACAUCUACUGCUGCCGGUCCGGUUCUGCCGCCGACACGCAGGCCCUGGCCGACUACGUCCGGUACUUCCUAGCUUCCCAUGCCAUUGACCUGGGACGUACUCCUGCGGUUUACACCGCGGCGAAGCUCAUGUCGACCCUGAUAUACAGAAACAAGGAUAACUUGCUAGCGGGUGUGAUAAUCGGGGGAUGGGACCCGAAGGACGGGGGCCAGGUCUACACGGUCACACUGGGGGGGACGCUGCAGCGACAGAAAUUCUCCAUCGGCGGCUCGGGGUCCACCUACAUUUACGGCCACGUUGACGAGGCCUUCAAGGAGAACAUGACCCGCGAGGAGUGCCAGAACUUUGUCAAGAAAGCCAUCUCACACGCCAUGGCGAGGGACGGA